AUGACAGUCAUUCGCGACCAGGUGAAAGCUCAGGCACUGAACUACGAAAUAGACGCCUUGCUGGCCAAGGCUGCUAUAGUGCCUGUCAACCCCCUGCGGGAUCCAGGGGGCUUUUACUCAAAGUAUUUUUUAGUCCCUAAAAAGACAGCAGCCCUGUACCCUCUGCAGGUCAAAGGGUUGAAGAUCCUGCCCUACUUGGAUGAUUGGCUGAUCUGUGCAACCAACACAAGCUCAGGCAGCUGUGGACACACAGAUGGUGCUCGAUCACAUAGAUCUAUUGGGUCUUCAUGUGAACUGGGAGAAGAGCAACUUAAUUCCCUCUCAGGAAGUCACGUUCCUGGGAACUACUAUGAACUCCCUCACCAUGCUGGCUUGCCCAUCGCCACAGCGUGUCAGUGGGAUUCUACAGAUGUUGCCCGCCUUCCUGCCCAGCCAUAUGUGGCUCAACAGCCUGCGGCUGGAUCCGACUUGUGCAGUGCACCAACGCAGGAGGUUGCUGGUGUCCCCUCAAUGCCUCGCUUCACUGGCUCAGUGAACCUCUUACUUUGGGCAGCCCCCUUCUUUGCCAGCCUGAGGGCAGCCCACAUUCCAGGAGUGCGGAAUGGACCGGCAGAUUUUCUGUCUCGGGGACACCCACCACCUGGGGAGUGGAGGCUCCAUCCGGAGGUGGUGAGGGUAAUUUGGGAGAGGUACGGCAUGGCACCUGUGGACCUGUUUGCAUCUCAGGAAACGACACACUGCCCGCUUUGGUUUUCUCGGGCAGGCAGUGCCAGUCCCCUGGGUCAGAACACACUGGCACACAACUGGUCCAGGGUGCUGCUGUAUGCUUUUCCGCCGCUUCCCCUGAUAGACCCAACACUCCUGAGAGUCCUUCAAGAGGGGUAUCAAGUCCUCCUAGUGGCUCCCAUCUGGCCCGGGAGAACUUGGUUUCCACUGCUGCACAGGCUCUGUUGCAGCUCUCCAAUGCCUCUACCCCACAUGAAGGACCUCCUGUCACAAUUGAGGGGUCAGCUCCUGCACCCUGACCCCAGUCGCCUCCGGCUCUGGGCUUGGCCACUAUAG
Nematolebias whitei (Rio pearlfish) is the source of this 1062-nucleotide messenger RNA. RefSeq lists its product as uncharacterized. The transcript has 4 exons. The coding region runs from base 1 to 1062 and encodes 353 amino acids. Lineage: Eukaryota; Metazoa; Chordata; Actinopteri; Cyprinodontiformes; Rivulidae. The record is from RefSeq and is a predicted model, not a curated record.